UCAACUUCAUCUUUGUAAUGUUCUUGUUUCCUCAUUGUUGUUAUAGGGAUUAAUUAAAGUUCUUAUUGUAAUGUUUUAUUGCAUGCAUGCAUGAAUAUUAGUUAUUAAUAUAUUGUAACACAUUACAUUAUAUAAGAAGAGAGAAUUAAUAAAAAUGUCAAUAAUUGAUCAAUUCACAACUCCAAGAGGAUCUCUGUCAUCAAGCAUUGGAGAUUCUGCUGAACUUGAAGCCAAUCUCACACUUAGUGAUAAGCUCAAGGUUUUCAAAAGUUCUUCCUUUGAUCCUAAUGCCUAUGUUGCCUCCAAAUCUCGCAGCAUGAAUGAAAAGGAGAUAAGACACUUGUGUGCUUAUCUUGUUGAUCUGAAGAAAGCUUCUGCCGAAGAAAUGCGCAAAAGUGUUCUUGCUAAUUACUCUGCCUUCAUACGUACAUCGAAAGAGAUUUCAGAUCUUGAAGGGGAGCUACUUUCAAUGAGAAACCUUUUAUCCAACCAAGCUGCAUUGGUUCAUGGUUUAGCAGAAGGGUGUCAACUUGGUUCCUUGGUGACUGGUAACGAAGAUUCCGACCUGGAUGCUAUGAUAAAUGAGAAAACAGAUAUAUCAAAGACAGAAAAAUGGCUAAUAGGAUAUCUAGAAACUCUUGAAGUUCUAUUAGCUGAGAAAAGAGUGAAUGAAUCAAUGACAACUUUAGAAGAAGGAGAAAAAAUGAUAAAAGAAAUCAAACAAGGGAAAACUUUAAGUCCAAGUUUAUUUCAAGCACUGAAAAAUGCCAUCAUUGAACACAGACAAAAAUUAGCGGAUCAACUAGCUGAAACAAUCUGCCAACCAUCAACUCGUAGUGCGGAGAUUCGAUCAACAGCGUUAGCGUUGAAAAUUCUUGGGGAUGGUCCACGCGCUCAUACAUUACUACUUAAAUCUCACAAAGAAAAGUUGCAGCGUAACAUGCAAAGUCUUGAAUCCACAACUUACAGAGGCGUUGGAGCAUACACUGCAUCAAUUUCACAUCUUGUGUUUUCGACUAUUUCGCAAGCGGCCUCGGAUUCUUUGACAGUUUUUGCAGGAGAAGAACCUGCAUACACUUCUGAGCUAGUUACUUGGGCUGUAAGGCAAGCUGAACAUUUCGCGCUUCUCCUUAAGAAACGAAUUCUCGUGUCGAUAGCUGCAGCAGGAGGUCUUAGAAUUGCAUCUGAAUGUGUUCAUGUUUGUUUGAGUCACUGUCAUCUUUUAGAGGCUAGUGGAAUGGCACUUUCACCUGUUUUGCUUAAACAUUUUAGACCAUUUGUUGAACAAGCACUUAAUACAAAUUUGAAGAGAAUGGAACAAAGUAGUGCUGCUUUAGCUGCUGCAGAUGAUUGGUUGCUUGUUUAUGCACCAACCAGUAGGAAUAGUAAUAAUGCAGGACUACCUCCUGUUUCUUCUCAUAUUAAUUUGACUUCAUUUCAGACUAAGCUUUCAAUCAGUGCUCACAAAUUCAAUUCUAUGGUUCAGGAGCUUUUUGAAGACGUAGGGCCGCUUGAAGUCCUACAAUUGGAUGGCCUUGCACUAGAAGGACUUUAUAAAGUGUUUAGCUUCUAUGUCAAUCUGUUAAUAAAUGCAUUGCCAGCAGUCACUGAGAACCUAGAAGGAACAGAACACAAAAUUGUUAAGAUAGCUGAGACAGAAACACAACAGAUAGCAUUGUUAGCUAAUGCAAUACUUCUAGCAGAUGAACUGCUUCCGCGCGCUGUCAUCAGACUUUCGCGUAGCACAAAAGGCGAUGAUGAUUCUCAGAGAAGAGCAGCAGAUAAACAAAGACCUCCAGAACAGCGCGAACUGAAGAAAAGGCUUCAGCGCGAAGUUGAUCGUCUGAGAGACAGUUUCUGCAGACAACAUGCUCUUGAACUCAUCUUCACAGAAGAUGGUGAAGCACUUUUGAAUGCUCAAAUGUAUUUGACUAUGGAGGAGAAAGUGGAGCUGCCUGAAUGGUUCCCUUCUCCGAUUUUUCAGGAGUUUUUUGCAAAGCUUACUAGAGUGGCAAUCAUUGCAUCAGAUUUAUUUGUUGGAAGGGAAAGAUUUGCAACAAUUUUAUUGAUGAGACUUGCAGAAACAGUAAUACUAUGGCUUUCUGAUGAUCAAGCCUUUUGGGAAGACAUUGAAACAGGCCCAACUCCUUUGGGUCCUCUUGGCCUACAACAGCUUUAUUUGGACAUGCAAUUUGUGAUGAUAUUUUCAUCCCAAGGUCGUUACUUAUCUCGUCAUUUACAUCAAGCUAUUAAAAACAUUAUUAGUAGAGCUAUUGAAGCUGUUGCUGCUACAGGGUUAGAUCCCAACAGUGUUUUGCCAGAGGAUGAGUGGUUUGUUGAAGUUUCUGAAAUAGCUAUAAAGAUGAUAACUGGGAAAGCUGCUUUUGACAAUGUAGAGGAAGAUGGUUAUAGUCCAACUGCAUCUGUCCAAGCAUAAUCAAUGUCAUCAAUCUAUUCUCAAGGAAAAGUGAUUAUAGUUUAUCUACUUGUUAAUCUUGGGAAAGAA
This is a messenger RNA of Cicer arietinum (chickpea), 2506 nucleotides long. RefSeq names its product exocyst complex component EXO84A. The record is from RefSeq and is a predicted model, not a curated record. Gene Ontology annotation, biological process: intracellular protein localization; exocytosis; Golgi to plasma membrane transport. NCBI's taxonomy places the organism in Eukaryota, Viridiplantae, Streptophyta, Magnoliopsida, Fabales, Fabaceae. Gene Ontology annotation, cellular component: exocyst.